ACUCGCGGCUGGAGUCCUGCCGGCCGGACGCCGAGCUGAGCCGCGAGGACACGGGCUGCAACCUGCAGCACAUCAGCGACCGGGAGAACAUCGACGAUUUGAACAUGGAAUUCAACCCUUCAGACCACCCUCGGGCCAGCACAAUAUUCCUCAGUAAAUCUCAGACGGAUGCAUCUUUUGUUUUCACAGUGAGAGAAAAACGGAAGAGUCUCUUCAUCAACCACCACCCUCCAGGACAGACGGCGAGGAAGUGCAGCUCCUGCUCCACCAUCUUUCUGGACGACAGCACAGUCAGCCGGCCGGACCUCAAGUGCACAGUCAAGUGUGUAGCUCUCGCAAUAUAUUACCACAUCAAAAACAGGGACCCAGACGGACGGAUGCUCUUGGAUAUUUUCGAUGAAAACCUUCACCCUCUUUCGAAAUCCGAAGUGCCACCAGAUUACGACAAACACAACCCCGAGCAGAAGCAGAUUUACCGGUUUGUUCGGACACUGUUCAGCGCUGCCCAGCUGACCGCGGAGUGCGCCAUAGUUACCCUGGUUUACCUCGAGAGGCUUCUGACCUAUGCAGAAAUCGACAUCUGUCCGGCCAACUGGAAGCGGAUUGUCCUGGGGGCCAUCCUGCUGGCCUCAAAGGUGUGGGAUGACCAGGCAGUGUGGAACGUGGACUACUGCCAGAUCCUCAAGGACAUCACGGUGGAGGACAUGAAUGAGCUGGAGCGGCAGUUCCUCGAGUUGCUCCAGUUCAACAUCAACGUCCCCUCCAGCGUUUAUGCCAAGUAUUACUUUGACCUUCGUUCUCUGGCCGAAGCCAACAACCUGAGCUUCCCCUUGGAGCCCCUGAGCCGGGAGAGGGCCCACAAGCUCGAGGCCAUCUCUCGCCUGUGCGAGGACAAGUACAAGGACCUGCGGAGGCCCACGAGGAAGCGGUCAGCGAGUGCUGACAAUCUGACUCUGCCCCGGUGGUCCCCGGCCAUCAUCUCCUAACCGUGGGCGUCCGCGCUGGAGGCCGUGCCAUCCCGCAGCUUCUCCUCUAGUUGGAGCAGAGACAGACCUGGGGUGGCUGGUGUGGUUUCUCCUUUUGGCUCCUUUGUGAGGUCCUUGUGCCGCCAGGCUGCCUUGAUGACCGCCUCCGCGCGCCCCGGGGUUCCCAGCGGCCGGGGCCGGCACCGGCACCUCCUCGUGGAGCAGAGACUCUGACCCUGGAGGAGGGACUGGGGCGUCGCGCGGAGGCAGGGAGAGGGGCUUGGCCGCUUUUCAGCCCCGAGUUCGAGGGCGAGGUCCACGGUAGGCGGAGGCGGGAAGGCCCGCGGAGAGGACCAGGUUGGAUGCGCAUUAAAGGCGAGCGCCGGUCACCACCCGGACCAGUACGUCCUGAGA
Messenger RNA from Vicugna pacos (alpaca), 1379 nucleotides. It is a transcript of the gene CCNY, whose product is annotated as cyclin Y. NCBI's taxonomy places the organism in Eukaryota, Metazoa, Chordata, Mammalia, Artiodactyla, Camelidae. Gene Ontology annotation, molecular function: protein kinase binding. Gene Ontology annotation, biological process: regulation of cyclin-dependent protein serine/threonine kinase activity. The record is from RefSeq and is a predicted model, not a curated record.